AUGUCACUUCACGGCAGGGAGGGAAGGAGGGAGAGCAGGGGGGGCUUGGAUGAAGACACAUUCACUUACAACUUUAUAAACGACCCUUUGGUCCCUGGUCUGCACCAGACCUACCUGUGCUACGAGGUGGACCUCCUGGAUGGUGACACAUGGGUCCCACUGAAUGAACUCAAGGGCUUCGUGCGUAACCAGGUGACCUUCCUGGCCCAACCGCACCCAGGCAGGGCCAUCCCCAGUCCAGCUCGUCAGCUCCUCCCUGCAAAGCUGGACUGGGGUGGUUGUGAGCCCAGGCUAUGCCGUCAUGCAGAGCUGUGCUUCCUGGACCUGCUGAAUUCCUGGCAGCUGGACCCCACCCUGCACUAUAGGGUCAUCUGGUUCAACUCCUGGAGCCCCUGCUGCAACUGUGCCCAGGAAGUGGCUGCAUUUCUGGGUUGGAACAGCCACAUGCGCCUGCGCAUCUUCGCUGCCCACAUCUAUGAAUGGCUCCCAGAAUAUGAGCAGGGGCUGCGCACACUGCAGGGGGCUGGGGCGCAGAUUGGCAUCAUGAACUUCAAGGGGUUUAGGCACUGCUGGGACACCUUUGUGGACCACCAGGGAAGGCCCUUUCAGCCCUGGCGUGGGCUGCGUAAACACAGUCAAGCCCUGUGGAGGAGGCUGCGGGUCAUUCUCCAGAGAAAGGAAGAGUCGCACGUCUCUCACUUGCAAUCAAAGCCAGAGCUGCACAAGCCCAGUGAGGAAGGCGUCUCGAAAGCCAAGGUGGGCCGGAAGCUCGGGCCUGCACCCAGCAGGCCGCCCAGUUGUGAAUGCAGGAGAAGCUCUUGA
Molecule: messenger RNA, 822 nt
Organism: Galeopterus variegatus (Sunda flying lemur)
Lineage: Eukaryota; Metazoa; Chordata; Mammalia; Dermoptera; Cynocephalidae
Product: DNA dC->dU-editing enzyme APOBEC-3G-like
Exons: 6
Coding region: 1-822 (273 amino acids)
Biological process (GO): DNA cytosine deamination; cytidine to uridine editing; defense response to virus
Cellular component (GO): nucleus; cytoplasm; P-body
Molecular function (GO): cytidine deaminase activity; RNA binding; zinc ion binding
Source: RefSeq, a predicted model, not a curated record